This is a messenger RNA of Solenopsis invicta (red fire ant), 7895 nucleotides long. RefSeq lists its product as uncharacterized. Gene Ontology annotation, biological process: mRNA 3'-end processing. The record is from RefSeq and is a predicted model, not a curated record. Gene Ontology annotation, cellular component: RNA polymerase II, holoenzyme. Gene Ontology annotation, molecular function: RNA polymerase II complex binding. The coding region runs from base 628 to 4494 and encodes 1288 amino acids. The transcript is spliced from 8 exons. NCBI's taxonomy places the organism in Eukaryota, Metazoa, Arthropoda, Insecta, Hymenoptera, Formicidae.
UGCGCGGUCGUGUUUUGGCAGACUGAAAAGAUGGCGGAUCGUUGUUUUCAAGAUCGCUCGCGCUCACGUUACGUCGGCGGGGCACAACGAGUCACGGCACGGCUUUGAGACUGAUCUCGCGUGAAAGUUGACAUGCCGCGCACGCGGUAAUCCCGGUUGUGGUAGAUCGUCGUUGUGUCAGUGAUAGACGCGCGUGCGAUCGCAUCGCGUAGUGUUCGCCGCAUCGUCUCGGCGUCAUUAUCACCGUCAUCGCCGUAGUGGUAGUGGUGCUGGAUUGUGUUGGUGUUGAUGGUCGUCGUCGUCGUUGUUCCCCCGUGCAAAACUGUAUAAAUCACAUAAGUCCUGACGAACAGUCCCCCUGACGUGCCACUGGCGCGUCCAAGGAUCGGCGCGUGGACGCCGUCAAGUCGGCAAGAUGGACCGCGUGCUCUAUCGUGAGUUGUUCUAACCCCUCUGUCGCUGUUUACCGCUCGUUCCCUCGCGAGAGAGACGCGAUUUGGUUAGGUUGCUCGAAUCGAGGCUCGCGCCGAUUCUCUAUGACAUCGGAACGUUGUCGCGCGUGUUUCUCGCGACGACCCACGUUGACAAUGUGACUCGUCGAACUUGGUGUCUGCGACUUGCUAACGUAUGACGGACAACGUGCCCGCGAUGGCGAGCAACGAUUUCGACGCGGAGCUCUUCGAGCGAAGGCUCUUCGCGUUGAAGGAUUCGCAGGAAUCCAUCCAGGGUCUUUCCGCGUGGUGCCUGGACAGAAGACAACAUCACAAGAAGAUUGUCGCCACAUGGCUGCAGGUUUUAAAGAAAGUAAAAGUGGAACAUCGGCUCACGUUGUUCUAUCUGGCAAAUGACGUUAUUCAAUACUCGAAGAGGAAGAAUUUCGAGUUCGUGGAGUCCUGGGGCACUUUUCUGCAACGUGCGACACCUAUGGUCCGCGACGAGAAAGUGAAACAUCGUAUACUGAGAAUCUUCAAAAUCUGGGAUCAACGGCAAGUUUAUGACGAGGAGUUCCUUGCCGAUCUGUCCGGCUUAAUUUCAGCAGCACCAAAAAAGAAAUUGGAACCCCAGUCAACUUCGCAGUCCGAUGAGUUUCAGGCAGCUUUGCUUAUUUCCACAAUGAGGUCUUGCUCAACUCUGGAACAAGCUACAGAUGCCAGAUUGCGUGAUCUCCGGGAGAGCAACAUAGAUAUAGAAUCUGCAGAGGAGUUACGCGCGUCCUUAAAAGACAGAAGACGCGUAGAAGAUGCAGAAAGAGAAAUCGAUUUGGUCGCUAGGAAUGUUGAGAAUUAUGUUCGUGCAUUAGAAGCAGAAAUUGGAGAAAGGAAACAAGUGGUUGAAUUGUUGGAGCAAGCGGAUCAGUUUUAUGAGACUCAACGUGGAGAAGUUAAAAUAGUAACCAAUGCGUAUCGAAAUUUUGGUAGUCGUGUCAAAAAUUUGAAGAAAAAGUUAGAUGAAUUACUGCCCACAUUUGUCUCACCUAUACCGUCGCCGGACAUAAAUGCACCCUCCCCGAGUCCUGACAGUGAUAUAGAGCUACCAGGAGAUGAAACUCAGCCGGUGAAUAAUCAAUCUGAAAUGAUUGACGGGGCACCGCCAUCUCUCUACAGUUCUUAUUCUCACGAGUAUGAACCUAUACCUGUACCUGCGCCUGAUAUGGUACAAGGCAAUGAGACAACAGAUUUUACCAAUAAUUUCCCUUCUUUCAUGGGAGGAAAUGUAGAUUUUGGUAAUAUGAGAAACUUGUUUAACGAAAGCUCUGAGGUACCUUCCAGGAUAUCUCAGUACAAUGAAUCUUUAGAGGCAAAACCAAUAGAAGUAAUCAAUAUGAGACCUUCGAAAAAUGGCAAGAACAAUGCGGAUUUCAAUAUAUCUAGUUUUCUGAAGACAGUUCUUCCAUCUUCCGAUGAAACGUCAGAAUUAGGUGGAAUUCCUGGUCUAGGCCUGGACGUUUCUGAAAAUCGAGUGGAAUCGCCACAACGUCCCAAUUAUAGACAUUCACCCUCAUUAGGACCAGUGACACCUGUGAUCUCAAGAAUGAUGAGCAAUCAGGGCACAUCAUCCCUCAGUGGAGGAAGUGGUUUAAACAAUUGUCAGAUGAGUCACAGCACUCCGUUGCCAGUUCGCAAUAUGUCUGAAUCGCACACCCCCUCUCCGUAUUCCAGUCAAAAUAGUCAAAGUAACAUAACUGGUUCCUUUGAUGGUCCUUCCAAUGCCAAUACGGUUGUUAACCCUUUACCUCCUCCACCUUUACCACCGCCUAUCUUCCUCGAUGACGAAAAUUGUUACAACAAGUUACCUCCAAAAUUUCCCACAUGGACGCCGCCGAACGAGGGCCAUAUUAAAGACUCGGCCAAAUGGGAGGAAAAAGGCAAAAACAGCAUGAAUCCUACAUGGCCUGGCGACGGUGACGAUAAAAACAAGACUUCGUGGAUGGACAGUGAUGGGGAUAGAUGGGACUCCAAUAACGAUUCCACAUGGCCGAUUGAUAGGACGAAAAAUGAUAUACUUUCCGAAACUCCCGAAUCGCCGCCUAUAUAUGAGAAAGCUGGUUUUACUGAACCAGUGGAGUACAACGAACCACAACCACAAGAAUCUCUGAAUACCACUGGAGAUGUGGAUCAUAGAGUGAUUCCAAUCCCAAUGACUCGUGAGAAUCAAUUACCGUAUCGUUUGAUGAAAGCGGCGGAUGUAGAUCAUCGCAAUUUGAUUAGUCUCACUGGUAGUCCAGCAAAUCACCAUAAUCUUGGUGACUCAUCACUGUCUUCUUUACCCAAUAACAACAAUCUAUGGUCUACAGGCGAUCAGGAUUAUAGGCGACACAUGCAGCCUGGCGACAUUGUCGAGAGCGUUGACAUGGAGAUGUCAGAUGAUGAGACCGAUAACAAGCCGAAAGGCAGGGUCCUCGUCGAUCUAAGGUUGCAGGAUCGCGACAUGCGUGUUGGUGCACCGCCACUAUCCCAUCACGACAUGGACAUGCGUAUGAUCCCUCUUCCCAUCGGACAAAUGCCCGGCCCGCGCGAUAAUCAGCUCAUGCAAGAUGUACAUUUGAUGCGUUCAGGACCACCUCCACCGCCGCCUCUCCCGCCGUUUCAACAUCAGAAUCAAGGUGGUUUCCGACAAGAACAGCCGAUGGAUUUUCAUCCAAAUCAACCAAAGUUUCAGCAGAAUAGACCACCGAACUUCCUACGAAAUCAACCGGACUUUCAUUCAAAUCAACCAGAAUUUCGUCAUCAACAGCAGCAAGACUUUGAGUAUUGCGACAGAGAACACAAUAUGCGUUCUAAGCAAGAUUUUUUGACGGAAUCACCAGCGCGCGGGAGAUACUCGCAAAUGGCGGAUCAUCAGCAUCACGACAAUUUAUCUUUCCAUAGAAACGAAUGGAGCAAUCGCGGUGGUGGGCGUGGAUUUUUGAGAAACCGGCGAGACAGAUACUCGGAAGAUCACAAUGUACAAAAGCAACGGAACAAUCUAAUGAACAAUCGCAAGUCGAGAUCGCAGGAUCAGCAACAUCGCCAAUCACCGUCGGAAAUUCUGCCCAACAAUCGAACGAUAUUACAACCACCUGAUACCGCCGUUAUCUUUGACGAGGAGGGUAUGCCUAUCGGCAUGCCGGAAUUCGAUCAGGAUAACAAUGCGUUGUCCGACAAAGCGAAUGUUCAAGCAGAACUGGAACGCGAUUCCGAUAAUUGUCCGAGUUCUUCGGUAUCACAUACGCGACGGACUUCGCAUGACAUGCCAAGUUCUCAUGAUUCGGAGCUCAAGCAACAGCAGGGUUAUCAAUUAAGUCCCGAUCACGAGCAGCGGGCUUCGGUUGAGUCGGAAGAUCAGCCAUCGUCGAUAAAUCAAAUAUCGGUUAUUCCAAUAAGAGCGGAUAACAUUGACGAUGAUCAACAAAAGCACGUUCCUAUUUCAGAAUGUGAGGAGCACAUUGAGUCGACCGAGCACUCCGAUCUCGCGGAGAAUACAAAUGCGACUGAUAACGAACCAAUUAAUCAGGGACAGAAUGUAAAUUCCUCGGAAAAGGAAUUAUUAGACGAGUCGACGAGUUCAAUUAUUUUAGGUAAAGAACUGAAAAGAACGACAAACGGCAAUUGUGACGAACAAAGUCACGAGGAAGGAAGCCCCAACAAAAAAAGGCCUCUCUUGCAAAAUGGACCGCAAAUAUCGAACAAUGACUUAUCUGGUCCGAACGGUCCCACAUCGAUAAUGGAAUCGCAUCCCGCUAUGUACGAAUACGAUGGGCCAAACUUUCGGCCGCGCCUUGGUGCUCCUUUCCCGCUCUGGCGAGGUGGACCUCCUCCUCUUCCUCCUUCAAGAGGAGGUAGAGGAGGUUUCAGGGGUGGGCCCGUGGGGCCACCGCGGGGCCCAUGGAUGGAUAGGGGACCACGUGGUCCCGCAGCCGGCAACUUUUCGCCGAGAGGCAUGAAACGCGGAGGCAAACAGUUUUGGGGCGGCGGUGGUUUCUCUAGAGGCCGAGGACGAGGCAGUAACUGGUAGAUAAAGCGAAAAACUUUGAAAGACUCGACGACUCUCUGUCGUCGUAAUCCGAUGAGAUAUAUAUGCGAACCACUCUGCGUUUCGCACUUUGUAAAUAAACGAACCGACACGGCAUUCAUGCUCGCGUGCGCGCUCAUAUAUACAUACACACGUGUGCACUCACAUUCAUACACAAACACACAUAUAUACACAGAUACACACACACUGACAUAUAACAUAAAUUCAGUUGGUUCUGAACAGUGAGAUCUUCAAUAAUGGAGGUUCUUCUACGCGAUUGAUUCGCCUAUAUAAAUAUAUAAAUAACAGAAACUAUAUAGAUACAUAUACAUAUAUAUAGAUAUAUGCAUACUUAGUAGAUGUUUCGUUAAAAUUUUAACGAGUGUUAUCGAAGCGGCUUGCGUUCGCAUACAUGUAUAUACAUGUGUACACACAAAUAUGUGAUUAUCGAGUCCAGUAAAUCGUUAGGAGCAACGUAUAAUGAAUUUGGACGUGAUACGUCGCUCAUAAUCGCUGCGAUAAUGACUACGACAGUCGCUACUUCCUAGGUUUUUAUGUCAGGAGGGUUUGUGUUGUUUAUGUAUGCGCAGAGAACGACUGUAACUUGAUAAAUUCGCUGUCUCGAAAGGCCGCUUUGAGGUCGAGUACCGGAAAUCGCAAAAACCACAAUAAUUAGUUAAAUGACGGUAAUUAAUUGAUAACAUUGAUUGGAACCGAGCGUAAUUUCGCUGAGCUCAAAUUUCCUGAUUUAUGAAAAUCAUGAAUGUAGAAUAAUCACAUUGGCAAAAAAGUUCUCUUACUCUUAUCGAAAUUACGGCAGUUUCAAUUUUUGACUAAUAAUAUGUGUUUCUGAUCCGAUCGCUGUGACCUAUAUUUCACAUAUCUAUUAUUUCCUUUCCUCAUCCAUCUUCCAAAAUAGCAAUCACUUGUUUAUCCUCCACCUAUAUCUUCAACUCAUCUAUGUUCUCCGCCAUUUGGUCGAGGUUCAUAAGAGAAGAGAAAAAGGAAAAAUGGAAAACAUACAGUCGUGUCAAUGAACAUUUUUAAGGUGUACUAAUAAAAUACAGUGUUUAUGUUCUGGUCCGCUUCGUACAUUUUCCCUAUUGUUAUUUCUCGUUUAUACUCGUAGGUGAUGAAUGUUUUUUUCUUGAUCAUAGAUUCAUCAUUCAUAAGGAAAAAAAAAAAAACGGCAAUAAUAUUGAUCCGUCAAUAAUCCGGGAACUCAACUGAAAGCGUUCAAUUCAUUUUGUGUUGUCAAAACUAUAAAAUCACAAAAGUAUUUCGUUUUUAAUAUCGAAUAUUCGAAACGUAGACUGACGAUUGUAAGCUCUUGUAAUAACUAACGUUUUUCUGUUUGUGGUUGAAAAAAGAUUGUAAAAUGAAUAAGACUUUAAUGUCGGAACGAUACGCUUGCUUCAUUAGCCUUUCGCCAAAUUCUUUAUUUUUUUAUUUUUUUGUUUUACAAUUGCUAUUCAAACGCCACCAAAAAGUUUAUCGCGAAUUUCGCGUUCUCUUUGGAAGUCUCUUAAAAAUCGAUUUUAAUUUUUAUUAGGUCCUUCGAAAAUCAAUUUAAUUUUUAUUAUAUUUGUUGUAAUCAAUUAUACAUUUAUUCUCUCCUCGGUUUAUAAUCAAUUUAACAUUAAGGGCAAGCGAAUCAUUGCGACAUUCGAAUCUAGUGUAGCAAGCGCAUAAAAAAACCGAAAUUUUCUCUCUCUUCUAGUUGUUUAAUAAAAUAAUACUGAGGACCUUUCUCUCUCUCUCUCUCUCUCUCUCUCCAACUCUCAAGUUUGAUCGACGAAACUACUCUCGUUCUCAACGACGCCGUUUUACCGACGCACGCAGGUCAUUCGCGACUCGUAAAUGUAUUGUUACUAUUACGAUUACUGCGAGAACGUAAAACGCACAUAUAUAUAGAUAUAUAUACACGCAUCAUUUCGACGUAUAUAUUUAACCCGUCGUACUUCCCCUUUCUUUUCUUCGUUUUUUUUUUCUCGACGAGGAUCGUGAUCUCAAUACGCACUGCCUUUCGCAUUCCUCUUCUUUAAUUUCUUCCACACGUAGUUGUAGAAAUAUGAGGAAGAGAUACGAUUUAUCGAUCCGUUUUGUAGCUCGUCGUCCGUUUCAUUCCUUUCCGACCCCACACGGUGAUGGCGAUUAAAUUAGAUUAGUUCAUCAGUCGGCGAGCGAAAACAAAGACGAUAUUGCUUUAGAUCACGCGCGGGGCGGGAGGGAAAGAGGGAUAUAUGCGGAACACGCACGUGGAAUAUGCAACCGCAAUGCAAUCUCAUGAAUAAGAUGACAGUAUCCUAAAUGAGGAAAAUAUUUUCGAAAAAUUCUGCGUCUUUUGUAGCAUAUGCGUCGAGCGGUCAUGUAAAACUCCUGACACUUUCGGAAGAUGUAAUAUAUGUCGGAAAAUAUACAUUUACAAUGUAGGCUGUCUCGAAUGGGUGUAAAUUAGUAAUAGAAUUUUAUCCUCGCGAUGCAUGUAAAGUUCGUGACGUUUCUUUCCUUCCUUCCGAAGAAAGUAAAGUCACACGAUUUUCUUUUCCUUCUUUUCAUUGAAACGUCGAUCACGAAAAUAUAAAUAAGACUUUUACUUAUUCCGAUCUAUUUAUUAUGUAUUUGUAAUUAACCGAAAUUGUGUGAAGCUACAGUUUGAUUUGUGACCUUAAAUAAGAUAAUUGUUAAUUAACAAUAUAUUACAAAUAGCUGAAUAGAUAAUUUCUUGUUAUCGGCUUAAGUUUUGCAACUUAAAUAAAAGAGUUCCUUGCAGUUCCUUACAGGCGUUAAAGUGUUAAAUAAUUGAAUUUGCUGAUAAUUACAAUAAAACAGUGUCGAAUGAAUUGUUUCAAUAAACAGGGUGCUCCAAAAGUGUACAUUAACGUCAAAAUCUUUUUCUUUAAUAAUUAUUUUAUCCAUUUUUUUUCUUUUAUAUUAAUAGAAUUAUGUUUUUAAUGUUAAUAACAGAAAAUGUUUUAUUAACGAUAAAAAUUACACAAACAGAAAUAAACUUGAUAUUUUUAAACAAAAUUUUUUAUUUCGUGAAGGCUAAUCCAAGGCUUACUUGAACAAUAACUUGAAACAAAAAUUUUAGACGAACAAGAAUCUUUUUGCAGCGCUAUUACUAAUAUACACAUCACAUUUGAGACAGCCUAUACAUUCGCGUACAUACUACGCCUUUUCUUCCAGAAAUUACAUUACUUGAAAUUUCGAUAAUGGAAUUAUCUUUCGUUAUCAAAAAUGUGCAAUUUGUGUCAAUUUAGUAUGAGAAUUUUAGCUAAAAGUGCCUUUUUCACUAAAACAAAUCUCCAAUCUUACUUUUGUGAUGGAAAAUAUAAUGUAUCUUAUACUCUAAUGGAAGAAGAGAGAAGAGGGUACAUGUAAUAAAAUUAUAAGUGCUUCUA